Symbiodinium sp. CCMP2592 is the source of this 1458-nucleotide messenger RNA. The record is from the annotation of a GenBank genome assembly. NCBI's taxonomy places the organism in Eukaryota, Dinophyceae, Suessiales, Symbiodiniaceae.
AUGUACGUGGCGUUUCUGGGCGGCAAAGACCGCCUUGCCUUGGCAUGUCUAUCAUGGGCCAUUGCAGCCGAAGCCAACGUUGAGCUGCCGGACGUGGUCGAAGAUGUGCAGGCAGUUAGCCAGGUGCAGCCCCCGACGGCUUUCGUGACAGCACCACCGAAGUUCUUGCCUGAUGCUGCGUACAUCGACAGCAUGCCUCCUGCAGAUUCUUCUGGCCGGAUGCACUUUUAUAUCUCUGCAAUGGUUCUUUUUUAUGCCAGUGUGGUGGUCUUGGGAACCUUCAUACUUUGGCUGGGCACAAGAUGCAAGAACUGCAGAUCUGAGCCAGAGCACAUCCUUAGUUCGUUGGAUUCCUUGGAAGAUGGUUCUGAUGCUCCGCAACUACCGCCACAGAAAGCAGGGCUAAGUCGCAGGUGUAAGCGGGCGCUCUUUGCGAUCACAUUCAGCUUCACGUACUCUGCAACCUUGGCGGCAGCUUUCGCGAGUGGCGCCACAGGAAGGUUAAGCCAGAAGACAGGCUUAUGUUGGGAAGUUUACCUGAUACUCUUUGGCACCGCUGGUGUAUGGCAGAUUACGCAGGCAAUCAUUGCUGCUGUGAUCCUCCCCAAAGGGCGAAGGUACGGCUUGAAGACAUUCUUCACUGCUUCCCUCAGCGGAAUGUGCCCGAUUGUAUCCGAUGCCUACGACACGUUGAAGGACAUGAUCCUGGCAGCCUUGUGUUGGCAAAGCGGCGUUACCUUCGUGCAGGUCAUCGGAAUUCUCAGCCUGGUGCAUCUGGCCGCUUUACAUAUCUACUGCAGUUUCUUCGAUGACAAGUGUCUCGCACAACUCUGUGGGAGCCACUUGUCCGUUCUCGUCGCAUCCACGGAGGAUACCACGCCGGAGGACACCAGCGCGAAGCAGCUUCCACUUUGCCGCCGCCUGUGCAACAUGAUCUUGCCGAUGCUUUACAAGCAAGUCACCCCGACUAAGCGAAAGCUGAUGGUUCUGGAGAAUGUGCCGCAGGCCUUCUUUGCCAUCUGCUAUCUCAAAGUGAUGGGGAGAAGCCUCUUCGUUGGUUUGCUGAACCUGGCCAUCCCGGUCUUUUUGCUCAUCAUGGCCCAUCUGUCGUACGGCAGCCUCCAGCGUGGUGUGGCUCCCUGGACAGGGGAGCGCCUGAGUGCGGCCUUGGAGGACAGGAACGAGCUUAUGGAGCAACAAAUUCGAGAUGAGGCAGACUUCUCCCACGAUUUGGCACUGUUCCGGUUGGUGGUUCCGCACUGCGACGCCUUCAACGAUGUUUUUCCAGAGUUAGAUGACAUCCAGGAUGUCGACGAUGCUCGCCUCCGCGAGCUGUGCGUGGCCUGUGAGUUCCUCACUUCGCGAGCCAGGGUGGCGAUCCAGUGUGACGGCCUUGAAGAGACCGGCAUCGAGGCAUCAAGCCGGUGUGACACACAGGAUGUUCAUUUUGUGAAGUAA